This is a messenger RNA of Jatropha curcas, 691 nucleotides long. Its product is annotated as Acyl-CoA N-acyltransferases (NAT) superfamily protein. The record is from RefSeq and is a predicted model, not a curated record. Gene Ontology annotation, molecular function: acyltransferase activity, transferring groups other than amino-acyl groups. Lineage: Eukaryota; Viridiplantae; Streptophyta; Magnoliopsida; Malpighiales; Euphorbiaceae.
AGGGUAACUUUCAACAAAAAAAUUGAAACAAGAUUGAUAUAAUUAUUUAGUCUUAAAACUAAAAACUUCCGCGGACGAGAAAGAGCUGCAGUGCUUGAUAGAGUUGCCAGAAGCAAUGGAGAACGGAGUGAUCGUGGAGCUUCAAAGAAACUCAAGCAAGUGGGCUAUGGUUGUAGGAGAAAUUGUGAAGAUGGAGAGAAAAAUAUUCCCAAAACACGAAUCUCUUGCUAGCUCUUUUGACGAUGAACUGAAAAAGAAGAAUUCGGGGUUGCUUUACUCGGAACUGGACGGACAAGUCGUAGGUUAUGUCAUGUAUUCUUGGCCGUCUUCUUUGUUUGCUUCUAUCACAAAGCUUGCAGUGAAGGAGAAUUAUAGAAGGCAAAGCCACGGAGAGGCAUUGCUAAAAGCAGCAAUUGAGAAGUGUAGAUCACGAAAGGUCAAUCGCAUAUCACUACAUGUUGAUCCUUUGAGGGCUCCAGCAAUGAGUCUGUACAAGAAGCUUGGCUUUCAAGUUGAUGAUUUGAUUCAAGGCUACUACUCUCCCGACCGAAAUGCCUAUAGAAUGUAUUUGGAAUUUGAUUCAGAUUAGAGGAAACUAGGAGCUUCAAAUUUGAACCAAAAACUUUUAUUCUAUAGUUAAUUGGGUUCAAUGAAUUAAAAAAAAAAAAAAAUUCUGACAUUUUUGGAUUAA